This is a messenger RNA of Spodoptera litura, 1741 nucleotides long. Lineage: Eukaryota; Metazoa; Arthropoda; Insecta; Lepidoptera; Noctuidae. The record is from RefSeq and is a predicted model, not a curated record.
CAACACCCGCAUUACAAGCUCGGACAUCAACGAACAAACACCUACGCUACAUUUUUUUAUUAAUUACUAAUUAAUCAAGUGUAUAUCGAUCAGUGAUGGCUCCUAUUAACGCGAAUGACAUUAAUGAUGCCAAGGCCUUCGUGCCAGCUAAGAAAGUUUUGCCAGAAGUUGAAACAGAGGCAGCUAAUGGAAAUGGGAACUCAUCAAAAGGAUAUUCUUACGAGACUCUACUGGAGAUAGCGAAUUUCUUGCUGUCUCGCAUCUCCGUGAAACCGCACAUCGGCAUUAUUUGCGGCUCUGGGAUGGGUUCGUAUUGGAAAGAGGGAUCUUUGGCUGAAAGUAUCACAGAAUCAGAAUCUAUCUCGUACGAAGACAUCCCCAACUUCCCAGUGAGCACAGUGGAGGGUCACCAUGGCAAGCUGGUCUUCGGGAAGAUCAGUGGAGUGCCUGUAGUGGCCAUGCAGGGACGGUUCCACUACUACGAGGGAUACCCUCUAUGGAAGUGUUGCUUACCGGUGCGUGUGAUGAAGCUACUCGGCGUGAAAACAUUGAUUGCUACCAAUGCUGCUGGAGGCUUAAACCCUUCAUACAAGAUUGGUGACGUCAUGAUCGUGAAGGACCACAUCAACAUGAUGGGUUUCGCUGGAAACAACCCACUGCAUGGGCCCAACGAUGAGAGGUUCGGUCCUCGGUUCCCACCAAUGAGCAAAGCCUACAACUACGAAUAUAGAAAUAUAGCCAAGGAGGUAGCCAAAGAGUUGAACAUUGACAACAUAGUGAAAGAAGGUGUGUACACCUGCCUGGGAGGACCCAACUUCGAGACGGUGGCUGAACUGAACAUGUUGAAGAUGGUCGGAGUCGAUGCUGUCGGCAUGUCCACCGUGCACGAGGUAAUUACAGCGAGGCACUGUGAUUUGAACGUGUUCGCUUUGUCUCUGAUCACGAACGAGUGUGUCACAAGCUACGAGAACAAUGAUGAGGCCAACCACGAGGAGGUGCUGGACGUAGGCCGCAUGCGACAAGACAUCCUACGCCUGUUUGUCAAUAAACUUGUUGAAAGGUUCGCACUCAUUGAGGCGAAGAACCCCUGAGCGAUAGCACAAAUACAAACUGAAAUUAUACGAUAUUCUACAACUGCAUAGGUAUAUGGUUCAGAGCGUUGAUUCCAGGCGUAUUUCCGGCGCGUGUUAGCACGCUUUCCAAAAUCUUUUAGGAUCUAAGAUAACCAGUCAGCGCGCGCUUACGCGCUUUUGAAUGAAAAGUUCACAAAAGAGCAGAAUAGUUUGCAAAUUAUGUGCCGAAAAUAAGCCCGGUAUACAACGCUAAAGAAACAUGUCUUCUACUUUAAUGAAUUUUGAAAGGUUGUCAAUCUUUUCAUAGUCUGAAUAACAGCUAAUUGUAGAGUUAAUACUAAAAAAUUUUUCGUGACGUGUCGAGUAUAGGUUUUUAUUCUAUUUAAGUAUAUUUAAUUUAUAUCUACACGUUAAGAUAGACCGCUACGUUUAGAUAGGACAAUUUAUUAAUGUUAACGUUAAGCUUAAGUUGUUAUAGUUGUUUUUAAGUGUUGUGUAUCUCGUUAGGUACCUUUAAAUAACUCGUAACAAUAAUUUAAUUUAAGAUGAAAUAGAAAAGAUCUUAAAUAACCUGAAAUCUAUUCGAAUUUAUAUUCAAUGGAAUUUAAUGAUAAUGACAAGACAAGCAUAGGUAUAUUUUUAUAAUAAAAUGAAUAAAAUAUUUUACA